Messenger RNA from Mugil cephalus (flathead mullet), 4696 nucleotides. Its product is annotated as NACHT, LRR and PYD domains-containing protein 5-like. Gene Ontology annotation, molecular function: protein binding. The transcript has 13 exons. Bases 581 to 4453 code for a protein of 1290 amino acids. NCBI's taxonomy places the organism in Eukaryota, Metazoa, Chordata, Actinopteri, Mugiliformes, Mugilidae. The record is from RefSeq and is a predicted model, not a curated record.
CACGUGUAGAGAGGAGUUCAUUGUCUGAAGCCAUGAGAAGAUCAUUGGUUACUUUAGCCAGAGCUGUUUCUGUGCUAUGAUGAACUCUGAAACUUCUGACUGAAACUCAUAGAACAAACAAUUCCUGUUUAAACGGUCACACAACAGUUUCUAGAAUUUAAGAAAUGAAAGGAAUGUUGAAUAUCGGUCCAUAGUUAGCUGAAACAUCUGGCUCUAGAGUGGGUUUAUGAAGUAAAGAUUUAAUUACAGCAAUACACAGAAAGAGUUUUUGUGAAGAAGAUGAAACAAUCUGCAAGCAGCGGCAGCAAGUGCUGUUUCUACAUCUAGUGUAGAACAGGAAGCGCAGAAACAGGAAGUGAUGCAAUAUGCUUGACAAGACACAAAGCUCUAUAUGAAUUAUCAUACGUUUCAGGUGUGGUUACAACAAGAAAAAAGACUGGUACAGCAUUCUUCAAAAUGACAUGGCACGUCUUAGGGCGUCAGAGGCUUCAGCAUCAGAAACUUACAUCAGGUAUGAACACAAUGCCAUCAAAUCCUUAACCCCUCUCUGAGCCAAAGAUUGAUCCUGCAGACAGGAACAAUGGCGACAGUGAUAGAGUUGCUGGAAACUUUGCACUCUUUAGGGGACAAAGAGCUGAAAGAGUUUAAGUGGUACCUCAAGCAGACUGACUUCCUUAGACACCUCUCCCCCAUCCCAAAGUACCGGCUGGAGAACGCAGACCGUCCAGACACCGUGGACCUGAUGGUGCAAACCUAUAGCCAUCAGUGGCUGGAGGUGGCCACGAGGGUGUUCAAGAGGAUGAGAAGGAAUGACCUGGUGGAGAUUUUGUCAAACAAAGACACAGGCCCCAAGCUGUCUCAUGAUGCAGGCCCAUCAGUUUUACAAAUUAAUAACACAAUAUGCGAUGCAGAUACUGGUGCCUCUGUGGAGAUGAAUGAUGUUGGAGACACAUCAGAGGAUGUGGCAGAUCGGUCUGUUCAACCACAGGCUUAUAUUAUUUCUGGCCUCAAAACUAUCAGUGGUCUGACUGAAGAUGUUGGUGUCUCUGUGGAAAUGAGUGAUGUCGGAGACAAGUCGGAGAACAAGGCAGCUCUAUCUGUUCAACCACAGGCUGCUCUUCUUUCUGACCUCCAAACCACCAGCAGGCUGACUGAAAAUAGUGGUGUCUCUGCAGAAAUUAAUGAUGCUGAAGACAUGUCAGAGGACAAGGCAGGCCCGUCUGGUCAUCCACAGGCUGCUCUUCUUUCUGACCUCCCAACUACCAGCAGGCUUGUUGAAGAUAGUGGUGUCUCUGCGGAAAUUAAUGAUGCUGAAGACGUGUCAGGGGACAAGGCAGGCCCGUCUGGUCAUCCACAGGCUGCUCUUCUUUCUGACCUCCCAACUACCAGCAGGCUUGUUGAAGAUAGUGGUGUCUCUGCAGAAAUUAAUGAUGCUAAAGACGUGUCAGAGGACAAGGCAGGCCCGUAUGGUCAUCCACAGGCUGCUCUUCUUUCUGACCUCCCAACUACCAGCAGGCUUGUUGAAGACAGUGGUGUCUCUGUGGUAAUUAAUGAUGUUGAAGAGGUGUCAGAGGAUGUGGCAGGCCCGUCUGGUCAACCAGAGACUGCUCUUCUUUCUGACCUCCAAACUACCAGCAAUCUGACUGAAAAUGUGGUGAUGCCGCUAGAACAUUCUCCACCACCCAACACAUUGUACCAGGUCACACUGCAGACUGACCUCCAGAACAUACUCAGAUGUGCACAAGACAGGUGGACAGAAAAGCAGCAUGAAGAACUUUUGGGAGAUAUGAAUCCGGAGCUGUUCAUCACUGAACGGUCGGGCAUACACUCCAAUAGACAGCAUGAGAUCAGGAGGGCCAAAGUGAAAGUAGGAACGGGAGCCGAAUCAGAGAGACCAGUUAAGCUCUGCGAGGUCUUCCAACACCUUUCCAGAAAAGGAACAGCCGCAAGAACAGUACUGACCUGCAGGCCUACAGGGAUAGGCAAAUCGUUCUUGGUGCAGAGGUUUUUGUUGGACUGGGCAGAAAAAAGAGCCAAUCAGGAUUUUCAUCUAGUUUUCCCGUUUGAUGUUAAACAACUGCAUUUAUGGAAAAGAGACAAGUUUUGUUUGGCAGAGCUAAUUCACACCUGUAUCCCAGGCAUUAGUAUUACAGAGGAGAUUCUUAAUGACAUCUUCAGAACUUCACAGAACUCAAAACACUCUAACAUAAACAGCAGUGAAUUCAAAAUUCUGUUUGUAUUUGACGGACUUGAUGACAGUCUCCUUCAGCUUGACUUCACGUGGCAAAAAAACGAACCCAUUGAUGUGACAAAGUCAAUGCGAGUAGAAGUGCUUCUGACAAACCUCAUCAGGGGGAUACUGCUUCCCUCCGCUCACCUCUGGAUAACCACACGACCUGAAGCAGCCAAUCAGAUCCCUCCUAGGUAUGUUGACGUGGUGACGGAAGUCAGAGGGUUCACAGACUCACAGAAGGAGGAGUACUUCAGGAAAAGAUUCAGAGAUGAAGAGUUGUCCAGCAGAACCAUCUCCCACAUUGAGACAUCACAAAGCCUCCAUGUCAUGUGUGGGAUCCCAUUUUUUUGCUUGAUUACUGCUACAGUUCUGGAGGAUGUGUUGAAAACCAAAAAGGGAGGAGAGCUGCCCAAGACCCUAACUGAGAUGUACACCCACUUCCUGGUGGUUCAGAUCAAUCAGACAAUGAAAAACUAUAUCCCAGAAAACUCCAUUCAGUACAUUUGCUCACUGGCAAAACUGGCCUUUUACCAGUUACAAAAAAACAAAACAGUGUUUGACGAGCAUGAUCUGAUACACAGCGGUAUUACAAUCAGAGCAGCCUCUAAGUACGCGGGAUGGUUCACAACGAUUUUCAAAGAGGUUUGUGUUCGAAGGAAGGGCGAAGACCAGAGAAGGGUUUUCUACUUUGUUCACUUAAGCAUUCAGGAGUUCCUGGCUGCUGUUCAUGUGAACGUAUCACUCAUAAACAACAACAGAAAUGUGAUGCCUGUGCCACGACUGACAGUCCAGGGCCUGCUCACAUGUUUCAGUAAAGCUUCGACAAAAAAUGUCCACAAAAUCGCUGUGAACAAGGCCUUACAGAGUCCAAACGGACACCUGGACCUGUUCCUCCGCUUCCUCAUGGGUCUUUCCCUGCAGACCAAUCAGACCCGUCUGCAAGGCCUGCUGAUUAGGACAGGAAGUAGCUCCCAGAGCAGCGAGAAAACCAUCAAGUACAUCAAGAAAAAGAUCAGAGAGAAUCCCUCUGCAAAAAAAAUCAAUCUGUUCCACUGUCUGAAUGAACUGAAAGAUCGUUCUCUGGUGGAGGAGAUUCAACAGUCCCUGAGAACAGGAAGUCUGUCUGCAGAUAAUCUGUCUCCUGCUCAGUGGUCAGCUCUGGUCUUACUGUCAUCAGAAAACGGUUUGGAUGUUCUUGACCUCAAGAAAUAUUCAGAUUCAGAAGAGAUGCUUUUGAGACUACUUCCAGUGAUCAAAGCCUCCAACAAAGCUCUGUUCACUGGCUGUAACCUCUCAGAGAGAAGCCUUGAAGCUCUGUCCUCGGUUCUCAGAUGCCAGUCGUCCAGUCUGAGAGAGCUGGACCUGAGCAACAACGACCUGCAGGACAAGGGAGUGAAGCUGCUGUCUACUGGAUUGGAGAGUCCUCACUGCAAACUUGAAAUUCUCAGGCUCUCAGGCUGUAUGGUCACAGAGGAAGGCUGUGCUUUUCUGGCCUCAGCUCUGAGUGCCAACCCUUCCCAUCUGAGUGAGCUGGACCUGAGCUACAACCAUCCAGGAGACGAGGGAGUGAAGCUGCUGUCUCGCGGACUGGAGAGUCCGCACUGGAGACUGGACACUCUCAGGUUGGACUAUGGAGGAGAGCACAGGCUGAAACCUGGCUUGAGGAAGUUUGCCUGCGAACUCGAGCUGGACCCAGACACGGCAAAUUAUAACCUGAGACUGUCGCAGAACAACAAGACGGUGUCUUGGGCGAUGUAUCGCUGGUAUCCUGAUCAUCCCGACAGGUUUGACUGCUGGCCUCAGGUGCUGUGCAGAAACGUUCUGACGGGUCGCUGUUACUGGGAGGUGGAGAGGAGUGGAAGCGUUGAACUAUCAGUGAGUUACAAGGGAAUCAGGAGGAAAGGACGCAGUUCCCACUGCGGGUUUGGCUCAAACGACCAGUCCUGGAGUCUGUGCUGCUUCAACAACCACUUCACUGCUUUCCAUAACAAGAAAAAAACGAAAAUAAACCUAAACCGCUCCUGUUCUUCUGACAGAGUAGCAGUGUACGUGGACUGUCCCGCUGGAACUCUGUCUUUCUACAGCGUCUCCUCCGACACACUGACCCACAUCCACACCUUUAAUGCCACAUUCACCGAACCUCUUUACGCUGGUUUUGCCUUUGAUCAUUUUUCGGUAGGGGAUGAUGUUAAGCAAUUCAUAAAACUGUGUAAGCUAUAGGAGGCUUGAUCCGAUCUAGGUGGGUGGUAGAUAUCUACGUAACAUCCACACGAAACGAAUGCCAGGUCCACAAGUCUCCUGGCAGAACAUCGAAUUGGCACAAGACGGCCAGUGCUAUGUACUUUUGCUGUCAGGGGUUUUAAUGUUGUGGCUGAUUGGUGUAUAAACAGUUGUUGACUUGCAAUUAAACACUGAUUGAAACCGGAAACAGCACGAGGAGGUUUAUUUGUGCAGAAAGCUGAU